Messenger RNA from Teleopsis dalmanni, 1038 nucleotides. Its product is annotated as phosphomannomutase-like. Gene Ontology annotation, biological process: protein N-linked glycosylation; GDP-mannose biosynthetic process; mannose metabolic process. The transcript has a single exon. The record is from RefSeq and is a predicted model, not a curated record. Gene Ontology annotation, molecular function: phosphomannomutase activity. NCBI's taxonomy places the organism in Eukaryota, Metazoa, Arthropoda, Insecta, Diptera, Diopsidae. Bases 137 to 895 code for a protein of 252 amino acids. Gene Ontology annotation, cellular component: cytosol.
CAUUGGCAACCCUUAAAUCUACCGUUUGUUAUCAGCACACCUUAUCGCUUGCUUAUUCGUCAGCCGGCUGACUUAAUUAGGUGGAAAAUUGCAAUAUUCCUUUAAUUUAUUUUCAAAAUUUAUUUAAUUUAUUAAGAUGUCUGAAUUGAAACGUGAUGAAAUUUUACUUUUAUUUGAUGUUGAUGGCACAUUGACACCACCCCGUAAUACUGUGCUUCCAGAUUUUGAAGAAUUUUUUUACAAGCACAUAAAACCGAGAGCAACAAUUGGCAUUGUGGGUGGCUCGGAUUUAGAGAAAAUGUUUGAGCAAUUGAACGGGCGUAAGAUUCUCGAUGAGUUCGACUUUAUAUUUCCCGAAAAUGGACUUGUCCAAAUUGAAAACGGACAAGAAGUUGGCAAACAAAAUAUAAUAAAGCAUCUUGGUGAAGAGACACUUCAACGUUUCAUUAAUUUUGUACUAAAAUAUUUAUCGGAAUUAGCAGUGCCAAUUAAACGUGGCACUUUUAUUGAAUUCCGAAACGGCAUGUUAAAUGUAUGUCCCAUAGGACGGCAAUGCACACGUGAAGAGCGCAAUAUGUUUGCUGCAUAUGAUCAGCAACAUCAGAUACGUGCCAAAAUGAUUGAUGAUCUUAAACGCGAGUUCCAUGAUGUCGAUUUGACAUACAGUAUUGGCGGACAAAUCAGUUUCGAUGUUUUCCCCAAUGGUUGGGAUAAAACUUAUUCGUUAAGAUAUAUUGAAGCGCAUUAUAAGUUUAAAGAGAUUCACUUCUUCGGUGAUAAAACCGAGAAAGGUGGAAAUGAUUUUGAAAUUUAUUCAGACCCAAGAACUAUAGGACAUAAAGUGGAAAGUCCGCAUGAUACACGUCGCAUAUUGACAGAAAUUUUCGAAUUGUAAAUUAUAUGCAUUACCAAAGUAUUUGAUCGCAUUUUAAAAGUAAUUUACAUUCCUAUUUGCAAAUUAAUUCACUAUUUGUAAUUAUGUGUCGGUUUUGUAAUAUACAAUAAAUAUAAAGUGUACAGUAAUUUUUAUUAAAUUGU